AUGGAAGUGGUAAGGGCAGAUCCCAAGAAGACUUUCAAACUCGAAAAGAGGAUAGGAAAGGGAACCUAUGGGGAGGUUUGGCAAGCUUACUAUCGAAGCAAUGGCACUGAAAGAGUCUGUUAUCUACUUUUAACGGCUUUAUGUAAAUAUUUCUGUGAACAGGGUAUUAUUCUUGCAAAUCACUGCCUUACAGGUCAAAAUGUGGCAAUUAAAAUCAUUGAUGACAUAGCGGAGGCCUUAGAAGAAGUUAAAGAAACGCGUGCUCUCAAUCGCCUCUGCUACAAUCAUCCGAACCUUCCCCAAUUUAUGGGUGUUUACGUCAACAGCCCCGCGGAUGACCUGCUUCAACCGCAAGUGUGGAUUGCCAUGGAAUUAUGCGGCGGCGGUACAGUCACUGAGCUGUCUAAACGCUUCGCCAAGCUCAUUCCUUGUUUAUCGACUGUUUGUCCGGAAGAGCUAGUUCACAAAUAUCUUUCCACUUCCAACCUGUCAAUUACAAAAACGUCUCCGACUAAUCUGCAACACAAGAAUGACCUUAUAAACAAGCUUUCCGUGGCCCAUUGUCCCUGUCUCACUCAUCGUCGUGCUCGAAAUAAGCAUCGACUUGAAGUCGGUGUGAAAAAACGCCUGGAUUUAAUGAAGAAACAUGCACCUCGUCUUUACCUACCACGCAAUAUUUGUUGUAUUGAUGGAGGGGAUUCACCUGGACGCCUUCCGGUGGUCGUGCUGCAGUACCUUCUCUAUUCCACUGUCUCUGCUUUAGCACACCUUCAUUCCUUUGGUGUUAUUCAUCGCGACGUCAAAGGCAGCAAUAUACUACUGACUGACAAUGGUGAGGUCAAGCUGGUAGAUUUCGGUGAGUGA
Molecule: messenger RNA, 864 nt
Organism: Hydatigera taeniaeformis
Lineage: Eukaryota; Metazoa; Platyhelminthes; Cestoda; Cyclophyllidea; Taeniidae
Source: the annotation of a GenBank genome assembly